UUGAGAUCUUCUUGUUCAUUCUAACUUGAUGAUUGGUUCUCUCUGCAGAUCCCAUGGACUGUGAGAAUGGCACAGAUGUUGCUGAGUUUGUCCUUCUGGGUUUUUCCUUCCAGCCUGAAGAGCAGCCCUUCUACUUCCUACUCUUUCUGCUGAUGUAUGGGGCAGGGCUUCUGGGCAAUGUCAUGAUGGUCAUUCUCAUCUCUCUGGAUGCCCGACUCCAGACUCCCAUGUACUUCCUGCUGCGUAGCCUCUCCAUGGUGGACAUGGGCUUCAUCUCAGUCACAGUGCCCCAGAUGCUGGCUCACAUCAUCUCCACUUCCAAGACUAUCCCUUUCUACUCCUGUAUGGCUCAGUUCUUCUUCUUCUAUGUUUUUGGUGUGACUGACCUUCUAAUGGUGAGUGUCAUGGCUCUGGAUCGCUAUGUUGCAAUUUGCAAUCCACUACACUAUGCUACGGUAAUGAACCAGAAGGUCUGUGGACACUUGGUAGCCGGCUGCUGGAUUAUUUCUACCCUCCACUCCAUGCUCCAUGCUGGCCUCCUCCUGCGUCUCAGUUACCGUGGAGACAACCACUUGGCCCACUUCUUCUGUGACCAUGACCCUUUGCUACAGCUGUCCUGCUCAGACACCAGCAUCAAUGAAACAGCCAUCUUCUUUGAAGGUGGACUUAUCAUUCUUGGACCCUUUGUCUUCAUUAUCCUCACUUAUGUCCGCAUUGUGGUGGCUGUCAUGAGGUUGUCUUCCUCGGGAAGGCGCAAAGCUUUCUCCACCUGUGGCUCCCAUCUCACUAUGGUGGUGCUCCUGUAUGGGGCCAUCAUUGGUGUCUACUUUCAACCUGCAUCCAGUUACUCAGCUCAGAGAGGAGCAGUCUUUGCUAUCAUGUACACUGUAAUCACCCCAAUGUCCAACCCUUACGUCUACAGUCUAAGGAAUAAAGAUGUGAAAGGGGCCCUUAGACACCUCAUGGGAAAGAGAGUCUUUUCUCAACAACAACAACAACAGUGA
Lacerta agilis (Sand lizard) is the source of this 1004-nucleotide messenger RNA. Its product is annotated as olfactory receptor 1B1-like. Gene Ontology annotation, cellular component: membrane. Gene Ontology annotation, molecular function: olfactory receptor activity; G protein-coupled receptor activity. The record is from RefSeq and is a predicted model, not a curated record. Gene Ontology annotation, biological process: G protein-coupled receptor signaling pathway. Bases 54 to 1004 code for a protein of 316 amino acids. Lineage: Eukaryota; Metazoa; Chordata; Lepidosauria; Squamata; Lacertidae. The transcript has a single exon.